AUGGCGUGGCGUCCGCAACUUGGCCGUGCGGCUCUGCCACUGGCGCUGCUGCUGUGCCAGUUGCGAGAGGCGCAGCUGCUCUUCAGCCAGCCCCGCCCGAGUCGUCCGCGUCCGGCAACACGUCUGCACGCCACCUCGGGGGAUCCUGCGAGCAUCGGCAUCGUGGAGCCCUUGGUGAAUCAGCUGCCACGGCAAGAGCGCGAGACCUUCAUGGGCCUCCUGCGCUUUCUGUCUCUGCCGGUGGAUGAUGUUUGGUUCUCCGCCAUCCUGCUCAUCUUGGUGAGGUUUCGAUUGGUGAAGAAACUGGUGAUGGCCAGUCAGCACUGGCGGCGUUGGCUCACCACCUACUGCCGCAGGCUCCGAAGUCAGGAGGAUCGUUCCCUGUUGAUCGAAGCCCUAGACACCAAUCAGGUCUUGCAGAAGACGAUUCGUCUUUCAGGUGGCGGCUUCUUGAGACAGGGCGCACGCCUGGUGUCCCCAGCCUACGUGGGAGACACGCUGGAAUUAGGUGGCUUUGAGAACAUGGCGCUCAAUACUGAGUUUGUGCUCUGCAAGGCCGAAGGGUUGCAACAUGGCAAACCCGUCUUCCAGUCGCGCAACAAGGAGUUCAUGCUGAGUUCCGCCGUCACGGAUCAGGGAAAGGUGUGGAUUGUGAGCCCUGAUGAGAAGUUUCAGCAGACCAAGAACCAGGGCAGCCCCGAAGGUUGGCCUCUGAAGCGCUUUGGAGCGCUGCUAGUGUCCCCUGUGGAUGCGCACCUACUGGAAGCUCCCCAACUGAAUUGGCAGGAGCUGACAGAGUCGGGAAAGUGGAUUCUGCAGAAGAACGCGGGACUCGUCAAGAUCCGGCGCCCGGCGCUUCCUUUGCAGGUGCGGGUGAUGCCUCCAACAGCCCCGAGCAUCGUCGACUACAGCGACUCUUACGUUCAGGCUAUGGAGAGCCCCCUGGUGGUCUGGGCCACUUUCUUUCUGAUCUUAGAAGUGAUUCAAUUCUUCUUUCUGCACAAGGCUUCCACGAAGUCACUUUCCAACAGGAUCAUCAAGUUCAUGUCCCGGUUGCGGUGGCUCCUGACCUCCACCUGCGCCUGCCUGGCUCUUUUCCGUCUCUCCUCGCGCUGGAAAGAACGCCGCAGCCGUGGCAAGGCCGUGAUCUCGGACGUCUUGGGGGUGCAGAGCUCGCAGCGCGAGGCGAGACUGAGCGCCCUGACGAUUUUGAUGCAGACCUUCGUGGUGUGCAGCUGGUGGAUCUGGGUCCUGGCCAUUUGUGGCAUCAAAGUGGGGCGUUUGCUGCUCAGUACCUCCGUAGGAGCCUUGCUCUUGGGUUUCGUUGGCAGGGAUGUGUUGAGCAACAUGCUGAGCUGCCUGGUGAUCUACCUGACCCAGCCCUUUGCGCAGGGCGAUUGGAUCACCCUGGAGCAGGGCCAGGAUGGCUGGGCGGAGGAGAUCGGACUCUUCUACACGAAGGUCAUUCAGUGGGACAAGCGGCCACUGUAUGUCCCCAACUUCCGCAUCGUGCAGAUGUUGGUGCAGAACAACUCACGGAUGACGAAUCGACGGGUGAGGUUCGACUUCAAGUUGCGGCUGCAAGACAUCCCGAAGGUACCAGCCAUCGUGGAAGACAUCAAGAACAUGAUGUCCGAACACCCCCAGAUCGAUUCCGUCACUCAUCGCCUGGUGGGCUGGCGUCAGGUGGGCGAUUACUCUGCCAACAUCUGGCUCUCUUGCUAUACCAAGUCGACGGAACAGGACAUCAAGCUGUCUCACUACAUCGCUGUGGAACAGUCCGUCCUGGAACGGUGUACUGCCAUCAUCUACAAACACAAAGCCGACUUCGCCAGUUCCACGGAGCUCACCGUCCUGGGCGGCGGCGCCCAGGAGGCCGCACAGGUCCUCAACGAGCGCAACGCCGCGGCGCGGAUCCACGGCGGGAAGGCGCCCAACGGCGCAAAGGAACUCACGGUGCGGGUUGUCGAGGAGGAACGUGACAUACCGUCCCGUGAGCGCGAGCUGCACGAUACGCGCAACGCGGUGUUGCAGGCGGGUGAAGAACAGCUGCGAAAGCAAAAGGCGGAAGUGGAGAAGAAAGAAAAGGAGUUGAAGGACAAAGAACAGGAGCUGAAAGAUAAAGAGCAUCGCCUCGCAGCUUUGGAGGCAGAGGAGGGCGACGAGCACGGCGAUGAGGACAAGGUGAAAGUGGUCGCGGAACCGGAGAUCGUCUACUUUGACGGGACUGAGAAGGUGGAAGCUGAGGGUCAAGAGGAAGUCCUUGCGUUCCUUCGCGCGAGGCUUUGUGAGGUCUUCGACAUUUUGCUGAAGGAUUUGGAGCAGUACCUCUGGCAUCGUGAUCGCUUCAUCUUGGAGCCCUCAUUGGAGGAGGUUCCACAUUUGGCAGGGCAUUUGCGGAUAGGGGACGGCACUGAAGAUGAAUGGUUCGUGGUUCAUCUUCUGCGCAAGCUGAGCCUGCAACGUGAUGACGUGUCGUGUCGCGUUGCCGAUGCAGAUGGUGAGUUGCUUCUGAUCGAGGCUGCUUUAGCCACCCCUCGUUGGGUCUCUCCCAACAACGCGGAGAACCGCUGCUGGAUCCGCAAGGGCCUGGUUCACCUUUUGCCCAAACCCCAGGCGGGGGAGCCCGUGCAGCUGUCUCGGCGCGAGGGCCUCCUGCGUCUGUGUGCCUCCGGUGAAGAAAGUGUUGCACGAGGCAAGAUGCAGAAGGCCAUCGAGGCCAGACUGCAAGGCUAUCCCAAGCGAGCGAUGGAACUCUCGCGGCAUGUCGUGCGUGCCGUCCUUCCCGAGAGCGUGGCGAGGUUGCUGGUAGCCUUACCCCAGUUGAUCUCCGUGAUUUUGGAUCAUCUUCCAGCACCUCCCACGCGCGAGCUACUCCGGCUCCGACGGGACUUGCCGGAGCAUCAGUCCGCCAUACAUUUUGACUGCGAGAAUCUGGGUGAGGAGGACACCGUCCUUAUUGGAGUUCGUUUCACCCGACUUCAGUAUGCGCGGCUGAUCAGUUUACGCUGCCAAGUGCCGCAGCGUUUCUCGCGAAAGCGAUGGAAGUCGCCCAAGGGUGUGAAGGAUCCCAGCGAGAAAGCCAUGCAGCUGGGCGCCAUGCUGUGUGCAGGCCUGGAAGCUGCCUACUUGCAAGGAACCCAAAGCGCAACAGCUGUGCUACGCUGGCGCGAGGUGCCAGAGACCCUUCCGUGGGCGUCUGACAGCCUCUUUCAGAAGCAGCUCAGACCCGAACUGCUGAAAGCUCCCUCUGCGCGUCGUGCCUAUGCACAGCAAGCGGAAUUGGAGGAGCACUUCCGAGAGGCCUACAUCCGAGCAGUGCGAGAUCCAGCACUGAAGGCCGUGGAUCUAGAAGCGCACUGGCGGGAUCGGGACGAUCCUGAAGAUUGGCUACAGGUCUCACAGGAAGAUCUCGAUCGCGAAAUGAAGGUGCGACAAGCGGAGUUCGAAGAGUUUGAUCAGAAACGGCAGCCCAAGGGCGAAGCCAAGAAGGAGUCGACAGAGAAGGAGUCAGACACGAAGGUGUCGGAGAUGACGCAAUAA
Cladocopium goreaui is the source of this 3543-nucleotide messenger RNA. NCBI's taxonomy places the organism in Eukaryota, Dinophyceae, Suessiales, Symbiodiniaceae. The record is from the annotation of a GenBank genome assembly.